AUGUCGAUCUACGACUCUGCCGAGAACGAGUUCGUUAUGGAAAAUUAUGGCAUGACUCAAAGUCCGGACGCCCUGAUCGAGAAAGACUUCAUGAAUGCGAAGGCCUAUUUAUUGACGGCCAGCACUAAAUCAGGCAUGAACUUAUAUGACCACCUGGCAACCGUAUUAACUUCAAUAAUUGAAAAGCACCCUCUCAAUCCUCUUGAAGACUUUGAGGAAUUUUGUUUUGAAGCCAAAAGGAAUCGAUUCAUUUACAAAUUAGACACAUUUUUGGAAAAGAAACCAAAGUCAAAAGAAGUGACAUUAGCUGAGAUUCAACACAAAAUGUUCAAAAUCCGAUUUUGGGGCAAAUUGUUCGGCCUGAGAAGCAACUACAUCGUGGCCGAGGUUCAGUUCAGUAGGGAUGUGCUGAUUGAUGCCAGGGAGGUGUACGAGAUGAAUGAUGCUGAUACAGAGGCUGAUACUUUAUCUACUAAUGUAUUGAAGCCGUCUGCGAUGAUACCAACACUGAUGCCAACUGACACGACGUCAGCCAUCUUGAAAUUUGAUGAAAUUCAAAAAGUGGAGGAGGAAAAAGUUGUUGAAGAUACUCCAGCUAAUCGGUUUCAGAAUCAGCAGCAGAAGAUGAUAGAGAAGAUGCAACAGUUGCAGCAACUCUCUCCGCAACAGCAACUGGAUUUGUUGCACCAACAAAAACAGCAGGAAUUAAAGCUGCAGCAACUGCAGCAACAACUUCAGCAGCUGACUCCCAACGAGAUGGGUGAUCACUUUGUUGAUACGACCUACGUCAGGAAGUUGACCGCCGAUAUUUUAGAAGAGUCGCUGGCUCCCACAUACCCGCCUCUUCCAGAACCAUUUUUCAUUAAACCGACACCAACACCUCCCGAAAAGCCGAGAUCCGGCAUAAACUUGAAGUCAUAUUUCGUCUGCUCGGAACCAGGAAUGGCCUGGGUUCGACUGCCUAAUGCCACUCCAAGCCAGGUUGUCACCGCUAAGAAGAUUAAAAAAUACCUCACCGGUGAUUUAGAGGCUCCAGUGCACUCGAAUCCAUUGUUCCCUGGCAGGGAGAAGCAUCUGCUGAGAGCCACCAUCGCCAGGAUAUCGUCGGCCACUCAAGUCUCACCAACAGGAUUUUAUCAGAUAGAUGAAGAGGAUGCGGAAGAAGAGGAACUGGAGGAUCAGGAAGCAGGAAGCACUGGCAGGGUCGUGGAAAACUCGGACUACGAGCCACUGACUGUUCAGGAGUUGGCAGAUCCCACACUCGAUGGCUGGGUUCAUCAUGCUCCCUACAUACUGGAUCAAGGCCGAACAAAAUGGUGGGAUCCGACAGUGAGUUUGAGUGAUGUUAAGAGGAGGUACGCCAUGCACAGGAAAGCUGUUGACAAGAUUAUCAAGGAGAGCUAUGCUAAGUUCUUAAAAAGUAGAAAAACAGAUGAAGAAGAAAUUGAGGAGGAAGAGGAAGAAGAAGAGAUUAAAGAUGACGACGAAGAAGAUGAUCAGAUGGAACCGGAAGUUGGACCCCCUCUGUUGAGUCCGCUUUCAGAAGAUAGUGAAUAUGACGGACAGCCGGCCUGGUCAGUCAAGUUAUCGUCAAAACUUUUGCCGCAGUACGCAUGCGCUGUCCUUCAAUCUAAUAUCUGGCCUGGAGCUUAUGCUGUAGCCAAUAAUAAAAUAUUUGAAAACGUGUACAUUGGCUGGGGACAAAAAUUUGGUAUGUCGGGUUACAAUCCACCUGAUCCGUUCGACCUCCAGAUUGAGUACCAUCUUGCGGACAGUGACGAGUUGUCCGAGAUUUCCGACCCCACUGUCCGUGAAGAAGAUGCCUGGUUCAGGGCCCACAAACCCCCGGAAGAAGACAACGAGGAGGAAGUAGAUGAGGAGGAGGAAGAGGAGGACUCUGAUGUCUUAGCGGAAUCAGUUGAUCGCACUGAUAUGGAUAGAAAAAGAGAUCACAUUCGUCACCGAAUCACCAUCAGCAGUUCAAGCAGCAGCAGUAGCAGAAGUCGAAGCAGUGGAAGUAGCAGAUCUUCUUCCAGAGGACACAAACAUCGCAGACGCAGUAGUACUCGUAGUAGAUCGAGAAAUAAUAGAAGCAGGCGUAGGAGUGGCAGUCGACAGAGAGAUAAAGAUUACAAGAAGAGUGAUUACAUCGGGACUAACAGCAAAGAUCCGAAAAUGAUUGCCUCCAGGAUUUACAUAGGCAAUAUGCCAACUGAUGGCUCAGUUACAAAAGAGGAUGUUGAAAAUAUUUUCAAAAAAUAUGGAAAGAUUAUUGGUCUCCUGCUGAUGCCCAGCUAUGCAUUUAUUCAGUUUGAUAAUGAGGAGUCUGCCAACAAAGCGAGAGAGGAAGCUGGCACUCUUCUUAAAGGACACACCCUUGAAGUGAGACUUGUCACAGAGAGAAAGAAGCAAGGCACGUCACAACCUGAUCAUCCUAUCCAUCCUGAACCUCCAUCUUAUUAUCCGAUGCCACCACACCCGGGCUUUUACCCUGGGGGACCAAUGCCCCCACCACCUCCGUACAUGCAUCCUGGUAGAUUGCCACUCCCACAUUUUUACGAUCCCUUCUUGAGGCCGAGGGGGAUGCUCCCGGGACCUCCCAAUCCUCCUGCUUCCAUGCACCAUCCUCUUCCACCUGUUAUGGAUCCAUACGCUGGAGCACCAUACAUGGAACCAGCAGUACAGAUGACCUUGAAUCCUCCACUGCCUCCAAUUGCAUCAACAGUCAACAAACCAUUAGCUGUGGCAAUUGACUGUGACAUCAUUUUAGUAAGCAAUGAACAAAGAAUGUAUGGUGAAAGUGUUAAAACUCGUCUGCUGGCAUCUGGUUUGACUGUUGAGAUCAAAAUUCUUCCUCACGAUCUCACAACACUGAGUAUGGUUGAAAGUGCUGGUAGGAAGGGCCUGCUCUUUGCUAUCAUCAUCAAUGAUCAAAAUGAGAUUCACCGGUCAAUCACUGUUAACAUCUUGCAUGGGUCACCACAGGAGCACAGAAACAUGCCACUGGAUGACGCUAUAACUCUCAUCACUAGAAGUUUUGAUAAAUAUGUCCUGAACAAGAAAGAAAGGUUAACAGCUGCUGCAAACGCAAAAGAUGUUUUUCAGCCUCCAGGUCAAAACAUUGUCUACCUUCUCAAUCUUCUUGCUGACAUUCGGUUCCUUACUGUUCCCGAGUUGGAUUCCGUGCUGGAAUAUUUAGUGGAGAGGAGGAAUCUGCUUGCUAGGACGAAAAAUAUUCCACCCUGGACCUCUAUCAAAGAACGUCAUGCUGCGCAUCCAAGUGGCCAUCCACAACAACAGCAGCAGCAACAACAUCAGAGAAUGCAGAAACAUACGAACGACGAUUUUAAUUUGAACCACAAUUCCACUCUCAACGCACCUUCCCAUAUCAAGGAAGAAAAAUCCGGCCUAUCAGCUGUGUUUGACAAUCCUUUAGUACAAAAAGCAUUGAAUAACUUGCUGAACAACGGACCCAGCAUACUCAAAUCAAUAAAUAACGACUCAUCAACGAACAACGGAGCACACUACCAGACCAGUAACAAUAGCAACAGCAAUGAUGAUAAUGCUAGCAACAUUAACAACAACGGAGCCGGCGAUCGUGUCAACGAAAGCUGGUCAAGUUACGUGAAUAGUGCGUCUGAGUAUCGUUAAAAUUGUCAUUCAUGUAUUAUGUCGUGUUUUAUACUUUUCGAACUGUAAUAUUUUUUAAAUUAAACGUGUAAAGCUUCCCUGUUUA
Molecule: messenger RNA, 3736 nt
Organism: Helobdella robusta
Lineage: Eukaryota; Metazoa; Annelida; Clitellata; Rhynchobdellida; Glossiphoniidae
Exons: 21
Coding region: 1-3651 (1216 amino acids)
Biological process (GO): cilium assembly; axoneme assembly; cilium movement involved in cell motility
Cellular component (GO): radial spoke; axoneme
Molecular function (GO): RNA binding
Source: RefSeq, a predicted model, not a curated record